UCCACAUUCAAUCUCCUGCAGUCCACAUUCAAUCUAAUCAAUCUCUCACCUUUAGGGUCGACUCCUUGUAACUCGAAAAUGACGGAGAUAUUCCCUCCGGCUGUUCUUCAAUUUUAUCGAAACGUGGAAAGUCAAAAAGUUCCUGUCUUUUUCUCUCGCUACCCUGUUGGAAUCAGCAUUGCAGCCAGGGACGUUGAAGAGGUACUCAGAUGCAUUGGCGAGGAAGCUUCUAAAGAAGGCUCACGGGAACGACGCCGAGCGCUGAUCAGACAUACCAAUCCUUAUGGAGAUCCAUUUGCCGUUUGCCACUGCUCAGCUCUUCCAGAAAGGCUGGUUCUAUUAGCUAGCUUGAUCGAGGUGAUGUGGAUUCAUGAUGACGUAACAGAGGAAUUGGACCACAAAGCUGCAUGCAGAGAGCAUGCAGAUCUGGCAAUAGUCCUCCGACUUGACAUAGAUCCUACGGCCCCCGGCCUCGAGUCGAUCAAUUUGCGACAAAAAGUACUAGCGGGCGUGCUUCGAAAGGCAAUCGAUAUAGAUCUCAGUCAAGCUCCUGCUAUGAUCGACAUGUUGAAAACUUACCUGGCAACAUUUGACAGCGUCGGUAGUGACUUCACCCGGAUGGACGAGUACAUGCCCUACCGUAUCUCCAACUGCGGUUACUGGAUGUCCUCGUACUUUGUCCGCUGGGGAAUGGGUAUGACCCUCAGUGACGAGGACUACGCGAGUAUAGAGCAAUACGAUACUGCAAUGGGAAAUGUCCUCGGUCUGACCAAUGACUUCUUUAGUUGGAAUAUCGAGAAGGAUCAGAAGACAGAUCGGAUGAGAAAUGGAGUGUUGGUUCUGAUGAAGGAGCAUGAUAUACCGGCAGAUGCGGCAAAGAGGAUGCUUUUUAGAAUCAUUAUUGAAGAGGAGUGCAAGGCCACAAAGCUCAAGGGGGUAAGGUUGAAGGAGCCGGCUUCGAAGGAGAUCUUGCAAUAUUUCGAGGCUAUUGAGUUGUAUGUUGGUGGAAGCUGCUUCUGGCACUCAACUGCGCCUCGUUAUAAGGUUUUCGAGUGGAUGUAG
Molecule: messenger RNA, 1062 nt
Organism: Penicillium taxi
Lineage: Eukaryota; Fungi; Ascomycota; Eurotiomycetes; Eurotiales; Aspergillaceae
Product: terpene synthase family protein
Exons: 4
Source: RefSeq, a predicted model, not a curated record